CAACUUCCCUCCUCGCUCUUCCAUCGCAUCCCUCGCUCUCUCUCUCCAUACUCUUAUCCCCCCUCAUCCCCACCCCACAAGCUUAGCCAUCAACAUGCAGGCCGUCGUCUUCAAAGGCCCCCUCCAAGUCGCCCUGGAAGAGCGCCCCAUCCCCGAACUCCAAGCCCCGACCGACGCCAUCGUCAAGGUGCGAUACACCGCACUAUGUGGAAGUGAACUCCACGUCUACCGCGGCCACCAACCCUCCGCGACCGGCUUCAUCAUGGGCCACGAAUUCACCGGUACCAUCCAGUCCAUCGGCAGCGCGAUCAAAAACUUCCAACCCGGCGACAUGGUCGUGUCCCCCUUCACCACCACCUGCGGCGACUGCUUCUACUGCCGCCGGGGGCACACCUCGCGGUGCACGAAAUGCCUCCUCUACGGGUCUGCCGUCCUCGACGGCGCACAAGCCGAAUACGUCCGCGUGCCCCUCGCAGACACCACCCUCGAGCAUGCCCCCGAGCUGAUAGACGAGAAGAAGCUCGUGCUGAUGGCGGAUAUCUUCCCGACGGGGUAUUUUGCCGGGGUGAGUGGGUUUGCGGGACUCACGACGAGGGAGGUGACAGAUGCGACGGUGCUGGUGUUUGGGUGUGGGCCUGUGGGGAUUUGCGCCGUCGUGAGUGCGUUGGAGAUGCACCCGGGACGAGUCAUUGCGGUGGAUAGUGUGGGGGAGAGGUUGGAGUGUGCGAGGAAGCUCGGGGCGGAGGUGUGGAAUUUUCAGACGCAGGGAGAGGAGUUGAGGGAGAGGGUGAAGGAGGUGACGGAUGGGAGGGGCGCCGAUGUGGCCGUGGAGGUCGUGGGCCAUAGCAGUGCCCUCAGGAUGGCGUUUGAGAUGAUCCGGCCCUGGGGCAAGAUCUUUAGUGUGGGCGUGCAUAAUGGCGAGAUUCCCUGGACGGGGAAUGAGGCCUAUGCGAAGAAUUUGUCCAUUCAGAUGGGGAGGUGUCCGGUGAAGAGCGUUUUCCAGGACGCCCUGAAUAUGCUGGUUGACAAGCAAGAUGUUAUGGAUUUCAUGGUGAAGGACGUGCGGCCGUUGUCGCAGGCAGUUCAGGCGUACGAUGACUUCAACCACAUGCGAUCGCAGAAGAUCAUCUUCGAGGCAGGGAAGUGAGCCGAGCUGCUGGUGUCGGAUCCUGACAGUCCUCCCAGAAGAAUCCAUGAUAGUUAUUUCUCAUGCAUUAACGAACUCUUAUCAAGCAUUUGAUCAAAUUUAUUUCCGCAAUAUCAAACACAAUUCCCAGU
Molecule: messenger RNA, 1278 nt
Organism: Aspergillus heteromorphus CBS 117.55
Lineage: Eukaryota; Fungi; Ascomycota; Eurotiomycetes; Eurotiales; Aspergillaceae
Product: alcohol dehydrogenase family protein
Exons: 5
Coding region: 95-1147 (350 amino acids)
Molecular function (GO): oxidoreductase activity; zinc ion binding
Source: RefSeq, a predicted model, not a curated record